This is a messenger RNA of Eriocheir sinensis (Chinese mitten crab), 4225 nucleotides long. Its product is annotated as FYVE, RhoGEF and PH domain-containing protein 6-like. The record is from RefSeq and is a predicted model, not a curated record. Gene Ontology annotation, molecular function: guanyl-nucleotide exchange factor activity; metal ion binding. The coding region runs from base 1 to 2955 and encodes 984 amino acids. The transcript has 9 exons. Lineage: Eukaryota; Metazoa; Arthropoda; Malacostraca; Decapoda; Varunidae. Gene Ontology annotation, cellular component: cytoplasm.
AUGAGUUCAGUGGAAGACUCAGCCUCGCCACAGGGCGCCGCCUCCUGGCCGCACCUCGCCCACAAUGGUGUCCCCAACAACAACUUAGUGACUCCUGAGCCUGAAGACGGCCGCCGCGCCUCCUGGAGUGGGAGUCAGCAGGACAUGGCUCCUGAGAGUCAGUCUGACUCAUUUUCUGCCAGAAGGUCACUGACAGAGAUAUUCUGCUCAUUAGGAAAGGGUGGAAGAUAUGCCCGACGUCAGAAAGCUAUGGCGUCCAGAAAAACGCCUCACCGGAUGGAGGGAGGCGCCAGGAUAGAGGACACAUCCAGACCCAGUAGUCAGUUUUACGUCGACCUUCCCAAAGACGGCAUCGUCGACAGUCGGCUCCCGGGGCACCAGGCUGCUCCGCGCUCCAAGUCGUGUGGAGAGACGCCACAGGCGCCCCCCGAACCAGUACAGGAACAACAACAACAACAACAACAGAAGCAGCAGCAGCAGCUUCUGACUCCCCAACACUCUCCCUGGCGACCGCCCCUUGUCCGAGGCUCCGGCACCCCUGUUCGCGGGGUAUUGGUGCUGCCCGAGGCGGCCCGGGAGUGUUCGGCUUACCGCGUCAGGGCGCGGCUGUUCUCUGGUGACUCUGGAGAACCUAGUCCGCCUGCGAGGCUCGAAGACACCAUGGGCGCGGCACCGUACACGGCAGUGUUGGAGGAACCGAAGGAGACGGUGGCGGCGUUUGUGGUGCAGCAGUACGGCAGCAUGCUGGCCGAGCUGACGCAGCGUUACGGCAGGCAGCUCCCCGCGCCGGGCUUGAACACUAACUCGGGCCACCACGAUUACUCGGACUCUGGGGAUGACGAGGAAGAGGAGGAGGAGGUGGAGGAGGCCCAAGAGGCUAAGGAGAAGGAGGAGGAGGAGGAGGAGGCCAGAGACAGUCCGGUGUCUGAAAGGGUUGAGGGGGACCCGCCAGACGUGCCUGCCAGUGACUCUAACACCAGCAGCAUGAGCCCCAAAGUGUUGUGUGAGACUAACCAACUGACCUCUAAUGCUGCUGACCUCACCCCUGCCCCGAGCCCUGAGCUAACCUCGCAGGAGAAGCGAGACAGAAAGAUCUUCCUCAUCGCGCAGGAGGUGAUGACGUCUGAGCGAGUGUUUGUGGAUGUGUUGCGUCUCCUGAACGUUGACUUUCGUAAAUUCGUGUGUGAGUGGCGUGAGGGGGGCGAGGAGCAGCAGGGGGGUGGGGGUCACGGGCAGCAGGACGCCCACCACGCCCCUGUCCUGCCCUCCUACGAACUCGACAAGGUCCUCAACUACUUGCCGCAAUUGCAGAACCUGAAUGAGGAGAUCCUGAGUGACCUGGAAGUACGCAUCGCAGACUGGGACAAACGGAGGAAGAUUUCUGACGUCAUCGUGCGCAAGGGGCCCUUCCUCAAGCUCUAUUCGGCCUACAUACGCGAGUUCCAAUGCCAGAGUGACCACCUCGACCACUGCUGCCAGACUUACCCGGCCUUUGCAAGCGCUCUCAAGGCCUUCGAGUUGUCAGAUCGAUGCACGAAGCUCAACCUGAAACACUACAUGCUCAAACCCGUCCAGCGCAUCCCUCAGUACCGUCUGCUGCUGGAGGAGUACCUGAAGUUCCUCCCGGAGAACAGCCCGGACUACGUGGACACCCAGACCGCCCUCGCCAUCGUCGCCAACGUCGCCGCCCACGCCAACGACACCAUGAAGCAGGGGACGAAUUUCAUGAAGUUGUUGGCGCUGCAAGAUCGACUAAGCAGCGGCGGCGGCGGUGGGGGCGGCGAGCACGAAGGGGGCGGCGGCGGCGGUAGUGGGAGCGGCAGAAGUUCCCGCUACGAGCUGCUGCGCCCCGGCCGUUACCUGCUCAAGGAAGGGGAACUGCUCAAGCUAUGCAGAAGGGAGAUGCAGCCGCGGUACUUUAUUUUGCUGUCGGACGUCCUGCUGUACACCAGUUUCGCCACCAGCAGCCCCGGCGGCGCGCUCAGACUCAACUACGAGCUACCGCUGGAGGGCAUGAGAGUGGAAACGCCGCGGGCCGAGGACUUCAAGAACGAAUUCAGCGUCAUCUCCACGUCACGCUCCUUCACGCUCCAGGCGAGUUCAGCCGAGGAGCGGGACGAGUGGCUGAGGGCACUGCGGGAAGCCAUCACCGACAACGCCUCCCGCCGCUCCUCCUUCCUGCAAGCCAAGCUGCCAGAGGUUCUCCCCCCUUCCUCCUCCACCCUCGGCAAGCAGGCGCCAGUGUGGAUCCCAGACUACCGGGUGACCAUGUGCCAGCAGUGCACCUCCACCUUCAAACUCACCUUCAGGCGACACCACUGCCGUGCCUGUGGUAAGGUGGUAUGCGACCCAUGCUCUUCCAAUCGGGCACCUCUGCAGUACAAGAAGAACCAGGUAGCCAGGGUGUGUGAUGCCUGCUUUGAGGUGCUCCAACAGGACUUCGAAGUGAAAACCAAGGGCAUUAACCAGAAGGAGAACCAGCAGCAGCAGCAACAGCAGAAUCAACUGCAGGAGGGGGACGGACACAGGGAAAGGCAGGUGGAUAACUUGAAGGCCCAGUUCCGGCGAGGCAUCAAAGAGAACAACAAAUCCCGCAACAAAAAGAAGGUCCCAGAGAGGUUGAUGGAGGUGAGUGCUAGUGACGCCUCAGCCCAGAUGAGUGGGUACCUGCGCAUGCUUGUGCGGCGGUCAUGGCGGCGCGGCUGGUUUGUACUCAAGGACCGCGUGCUCUACGAGUACCGGGCGCCCCAGGACGUGUUGGCCCUCUACAGCCUCCCGGUGCUUGGGUACCAGGUGGACCCCAUCAACAAGGACCGGGAGGUGUCGGAUCUGGACGACUGCCUGGCAUUCCAGCUCACCCAUCCCAACCAACCACCUCUUGUCUUCCAGACUGACUCUCCAUAUAUGGCUGAGAAGUGGAUACAGGCCAUGAAGGAAGCAGUGGUGCUGAGCUGAAAGGGUCUUUGAGCUGGGCAGCAACAGUGUGCCCCAGAACAUCUGCUUUAAGUUGAUGGUUGUUUUACCAUUGUACCUGAUGAGUGAGGCAGCUGUCACAACCUUUAGGGAGGGACCUGAUGCAAGUCUGAGCAGUGAUCAUGCUUGACGGACUGGCAUUCACUCUGCGUACCCCACUCAGGAAGAACCAAAGGAACACAAUCUGAGGGUUCAUGCAAAGAUCUGAAUGAUUCAUUUGAGCAUGUUUGUUGAUGGAGAAGAGCGGCAGCAGUGUCUUCAUGCAAGUUCUAUGAAACCUGAUCAAAAUGUCAUAAGUAACUACUUUGUGGUCCAUCAGUCUCUGGUUGAAACAAUUGUUUCGUUGAGUGAGAUUUAGUGCAAGGAUUUAGGCACAUUUUCCACAAUGUUAUGGAAUAUAAUUUACAUUGAGAUUCUCUUAACUGGUAAAAUUCAAACAGUCUGGUUAAUAUUUAUUUACAGGAGCUCAGUAAAAUAACCUUGCCAAGGAUAUCUUUUACGUCUUUCCAAGUCUGUGAUGCGAUUUCUUGUUCUCUGUAGAAGUAAUGUUCUAUAAUGUUCUAUAUUUAUAAACAGUAAGGGUGAAGAAUGUACAUAUCUAUGUAUAUAUAUAUACUACUAUGAUUAUUACAGUUUAUAUAAGACUGACCUACAGGACUGUUAAAUUGAUAGUACAUAUUUGAGAUCAACUCUUUGUUGCUGUCCCUGAAUUGGGACAGUUUUCUUCCCAGCUAGGGAGUGAGUCAUGUGGCAAUAAAACUGUGAUAUUGCCGACACUUCCUAGUGAUCCUUAUUACUUGUAAUGAAAUAUUGCAGCGUUGCUUUACACUCUUACUUGUGUUGAGACUGGUCAUUGUUAACCAUUGUGAGAAUUGCUAGUACAAUCAUUUUUACUCAUGUCUGGCAUAUGAUGUGUACAGUAAAUUUGAUACAAACAUAAUUUCCAUCCUUUCUUUGUCUCGAGAUUGGUUUUCAGGCGUUGAACUAUCCUACUCACGAUUCCAUUCAUAAUUCUUUUUUUACCUGCUUCAUUGUAUAUGUACUUUACUUUCUGUCUUUUAUACACAAUAUCAAGCCUUUCAUAGGUCAGUCAGUGGCAUGGAUAUGGACGUUAGAUAACUUAUUUAUUUUCAUUCCCAUCCUACUAGUGCCUUGAGAGCUAUCACCAGAAUGGCUUCUCAUGUACAGUGUUUGUACCAGCUGUCUUGUCUAGUCAUAUACUCAAUAAAACUGUUCUCUAAACUUUAUAUAA